Messenger RNA from Plasmodium gonderi, 3831 nucleotides. RefSeq lists its product as hypothetical. The record is from RefSeq and is a predicted model, not a curated record. Bases 1 to 3831 code for a protein of 1276 amino acids. Lineage: Eukaryota; Apicomplexa; Aconoidasida; Haemosporida; Plasmodiidae. The transcript has a single exon.
AUGGUAGACUUUAUAACCUUUUUAUUAGCGAACAAUGAAAAACUAACAUCAGUUGCUCUUUUAGAAAGUGCUUUGACAUACUAUGUGCUGAAAAGACUUAGUACCCUUUUCUUUGUCGAAAAAGGAACAAAUUAUGAUAUAGAAAUAUGCACAUGUAAAGAAUUAAACGUUAAUAAUUUGUUCAACUCAGAGGUUCUUCAAUUUGGAACUUUAAAAAAUGAAGAAAUCUUGCUAAAGUUUCUCAGAACCCUUGUCCUACCACAGGAUCACGCUGAUUUGAUAAUCCGUUUGGAAGAGAAUUUGUCAUCGAAUACACAAAACCAUUUGAGAAAAAAAAAAGCACACAUAAAUAGCAGAUCAAACCGAUGGAAUGUCUACAUUUUAAAAAUUUUAUUUUUACAUUACAAUGAGAGGGACGGGAAAGAAAACAAAUAUUUUCACUCAUUUGUUUCAUACAUAAUUUCCCUAUUUCACGAAGGAAAUGGAGUUAUCAAAAGGAGGGACAAGUUGUUGUUUUUAUUUUUAUUUUUUUUUCUCUUUACAAAGAAAGAUCCAUGGAAGGGAAAUAAUAAGGUAGGAAAAUAUUCUCACUUCAACACAAAGAAAGGAAAGAAGAAAAAAAAAAAAAUUCUCAACGAUUGUAAAAAAUUUUAUCAUCAAGUCAAGAGAAAGCGUUUUAACAAGUUAAGGCUCCGGGCUAUACACAAAUUUCUACACAAUAGUUUAUGUCACGUGCAUAUUAUUGAAGAUAAUUCUAAUAAGGAAAAGUUGACAGAUGGAGGGAGAAAAAAAAAAAAAAUUCUUAUUUUGUGUAAAAAGUCACUAAACCAUCUGACCGAAAAAUGUUUAAACUGUCUAAAUUGUUUGAACACUUCAGGCACUUGGAAAGAAAAAAAAAAAAAAAAAAUUUUUGUUAAGAUAAAAAACGAGCUCUUAAAAAGUGUGUCCCUUUUAAAAAUACUAAACAAAAUAAACGAUAGAAUAUCACAUCGUUGGGUAUCUGCAACAGGUAAGAGAAAACAUUCCAGUUUUUAUUUUCCCAUCAUACUAAACAAAUCUAUUAGAAGCGGAAAAUGGGAUUUCAAUGUUGUAAAAAAUAAUUUUCUCUCGUAUUAUCAAAAUUUUUUAAGGAACAACAUUUACCCCUUAUUAUAUGUAAACACGUUCCUAGUACAAUUUUACCGCAGCUUCUUUUCAAGUCAUGAUUACAAAUUCGUCAAUUGGAAUAUCCUAAUGGAUAACAAAUGUUCUAAUGUAUACGCAAAUGUAAAUAUUGUACCAGUUCCUAAUAAAGUUGUAUGUAAAAAGAGAUUUUUUUUCAAUACUUCUCACCCUUGUCAAAGAGUACCCAAUGAACAUACACUCUUCACCUUAACAUGUGCAUGCAUAUGUCUAAUAAGCAAUAACAACUGUUAUAACUUGUACUAUCUCCUUAUUUGCAUGUUGAGGAAAAGGAAAAGUUUCGAUCUACAUGAAAGGGUAAAUAAUUUCACGAACGAGCUAACCAAACUGGAUGCCAAAUGUCAGCAUGUGUGGAAUAUGAAGAAUAUUCUUUUGUAUAUGUAUAUAGAAAUGUACCUGAAGAACCGUAAAGAAAUUGUAAAAAAGGAAAAGAGAAAAAUGUGUAGACAGAGUUCACAUAAAAUACACUUUUUAUCCCAUCAUAGAGAGAGAUCUGAACAUGAUACACUCUGUAGAAUUUACAGAAAAUGGAUUUAUAAAAAAAAUAAAAAAAAAAACGACUCACACGCAUUAUCAAAUGGGAAAAUUUUAAAAUACGUGAUGAACAACUUCAAUUUUUUUGAUAAAAUAUUAGAGUACAAAUCGCACAACUAUAUGGCCCUAUCACACAUAAGUAUAUUUAGACAACUUAUCCAUUUUUUUGUGUGCAAAAAGAGAAAUAAUAAUCAUUAUAAAAAUGUCAAAAUAGUGAAAAUGAUGGAUGAUCGAUUUCACUUACUUGCACGUAAAAAUCUUUACUAUUAUGCUGUACACAAUUCAUUACUUUUUGUUUACUUACAAAAUGUGUAUCACUGUCUGGUGGAAUUUUUAAAAAAUUUCUACCUUGUUUUCAUUGAGAAAAAUUUCUUUACAUACAAUUAUGAAUCAAUAAGAGGUUAUGAAUUAUGUGGUGAUACUUGGUGCAAAGAUAGCGGAGGCAAUAAGAACCAUCAUCAGGAUCAUCACAAUGUUGAUCGCUCCUUCUGGGAAGACUACAUCACAUGUAAUUUGUUAUACAAAUGUAAUCGAGAGAAAGAAAAAGAUAUCAAUCAUCGUGACAUUAAAGAUCAAAGUAAUCCCAUUUUUUUCAGUUCCUAUGGGAAUAAUUUGUCAAAGUGGAAGACUAUUCAGUUAAUACACAAUGAGAUAAGGAAAGGACAAAAGUAUGAAAUGGACAUUCUCAACAAUCGCACAGGAAACAAUUUUGUUUAUCAAAAAGGCACAUACCUCGAAUUUUUCUUAUUUGAAAGAAAAGAAGAAGGAAUGGGAAAAAAAAAAAAAAAAAAAAAAAAAAAUUAUGAACAAGUGAGGCAUACUACAGCACAACUACUGUACAAAAAAAUAAAAAGAAAAAUAUUAAAAUAUAAAUUUGUAUCGAAAGAAAUGAUUAACAUACUAAACAUAUUUUAUGGGGACAAAAUUUACAUUCAUUUUUAUGCAAAUGGGCUGAGAAAUAUCCUAUAUUGUACAUGCAAUUGUAACUUUUUUUUUCUGGAGUUAUUUUAUAACAUAGUUGUACCUCUCCAACUUUGGGAAAGAAAUAAUUACCUGAAAAGGAAAAACAGCGCUGGGAAACAACCCAUUAAGGAAGAAGAUUCAGAGAAAGAAAAAUCACAAACAUAUGAAAAGAUAAUAAGUCUGCUUAACAAUGUAGACAAUUAUUUCAAAAAGGAAUUAAAAAAUUUCCAAUAUGAGUACAGACGUUUCAGAAUAAAAUACGAAGAAGAAAAAAAAAAAAAAAAAACAUGUAAUUUCACGAAAAAAAUUAAUAGACUACUCAAGAUAUGCACACAUGUUCAUAAAACAUGGUAUUAUUAUAACCGUAUGCCAAAAAAAGGAAACAAACAAUUUAAAGGUAAAAAAUGGAUUUCAAAUGGAAUUCUCACGCUUCACCUGAAUAGACAGGAUAAUAAAAAUGAGCUUACCAACUUGUACUUACCAAUUUUACAUAACAAAAUGAAUAAAAAAAAAAAAAGGAAAUAUUUGCAUAAUUCUGUAAUCUAUUAUGGCAUAUUUUUUAAGUGCAUAAUUUACACUAUUCAUGAAUAUGCUUUGCACAUAUAUGGAAUGCUGAGAGGGGAUUUUUUUUCAAACUCGAAAAAUGUAAUAUAUUCAUGUACAAAUAGUAAGGAAAAAGAUUUCCAUCAUAACAACGAGACAACUGUUAAAUUCAGACAAAUGUUUUCAUUACAAGUAAACUCAAAACAUUCACAUCAUCCAAAAGGAGAAAAAGAACAGGUCAAGUGGCCCAAUUAUAUUAUACCGCUCAAAAUAGAGGAUAUCAAAAAAGGAAACAUAGUGAUGAAUAUCGAUGAACUCAAUUUAAAAGAAAAUUUAAAUACUUUACACAAAAUAUAUCUAGACAUAUUGCACUUUUUUAGAACUAUGGAGAAAAAAAAAUUCAUAUUCAUCCAGUCAACAAGAUGGAAACACAUAGAAUUUUCCAAAAGAGUUCAUAAAAGAAUUUUCUUUUUAAAAUUUCUUUUUUCUUCCUAUUUUCUCACCUUUUUGUAUGACCACAGAUAUGUAUUAUAUCUUCUGCAACAAGUUUGCAAAAUGCUCAAGUAUGUCUUUGGAUGGAAAAAAAAACAUCACACUAUGGUGUCAUGA